UCCCAUUCCUGAUUUAUCCGAAUACCCAUUUCCCCGUUUCCCCAAAGUUCCAAACGGCAAUUGGCAAAACCCGUAGGGCCUGUCCCCGUUCAUCAACGCCAAUCGCCGAUUCGACGCCAGUCGCGACGCCGUUCGGCUGUUCCAAAAUCCAAAGAAUCCAAACUUCCAGAUUCCAGUGUUCGGUGCUGGUGCUGGUGCUGGUGCUGGUGCAGGUGCAGGGUUCAAGGUGCAGCGUGCGAUCGGCCUCGACGGCCUGAAUCUCUGAUUCUGAUUUCGAAGGUGAAGACGAAGACGAAAAUCUUGCUCUCUUGCUCUCAAUCUUGCGGUACCUCCUCGGCGACCUCAAUCUUGCUCUCUCUCCAUCCCUUGGGCCUCAAGAGAAGAUUGAGUUUCUCAAACCCAUCAUUGCCAACUUCUGCAAUUUGGGUUUCUUUAUCGAGAUGAAAACACCCAGUAAUAAUAUAGACACGAGAUACACUGGAGAGAUACUGAAGCAUUUAGAGAAGCAGAAUGAGCUGCUUAUGGAUGCAUAUCGAUCAAUGGUAAAUGAAUUGCGUAAACUUCAGGUGGAAGAAGAAAUGAUGAUGCGCAAGUUUUAUGAACUUAUGUCAACUCAGGGUCAGACUAUUAAGGACGAAGAUGCUGAUAAAGUUUUAAAUAACGAUGGUGAAAAUGUGCAUUCUGGCGGUGGACAGUAACCUACAUGUCAAGAGAAAUGAAAAUUGUCUGGAUGGUGAAGAGACUGAAUCAAAGGGAAGAACAAGAACAAGAACGAGACUCACAAGCUUUUAUCGGGAUGCCUGCUAGAAGUUGCCCCCUCCCUCCCCUCCCCACUCACGCUCUUGUGCUUGUUAUUAUUGUUAUCAGUAAUGGCUUUGUAUGUGACUUGCAAAAUCUGCGCAUCUGCUACCUGCACCCACAGAAGCAAGCCAUAGACUUCAUCUCCUUAAUCUCAUGGUUGGUAUUGGUUUGCCUGCUGAAUUACAAAUUUCAUAAGAACUCAAGGCUACAGGAUGUAACAAAUUUCAGAACUCAAGGCUACAGGAUGUAGGGAUUGAUGUUAGAAGAUUUGAAUUGUCUUUUGUUUCUCGUCAGAUUUACUUUUAUAUGUAUAUGCUUGUAUUGAGUUACUAACUGCCAUGUUUCUCAAACUCAUGUCAGGCACUGCCUUGGUUGAAUUGUUGGUAAAAAUUUGUUCUGGCUUCA
Molecule: messenger RNA, 1206 nt
Organism: Malania oleifera
Lineage: Eukaryota; Viridiplantae; Streptophyta; Magnoliopsida; Santalales; Ximeniaceae
Exons: 6
Coding region: 441-698 (85 amino acids)
Source: RefSeq, a predicted model, not a curated record